AUGGCCGAGACGAGAGACCCCAAGCGCCCGCGCGUGGCCGCCGACCCGGUCGAGCACCUUCCCGCCGGCAUCACCGAGACCCAGGAGGAGCUCAAGGAGCAGUGGUUCGUCGGCAGCAUCGACCAGGGCACCACCUCGACGCGCUUCCUCAUCUUCAACGGCCUCGGCGACCCCGUCGCCAUGCACCAGAUCGAGUUCGAGAACCACUACCCGCACUCGGGAUGGCACGAACACGACCCCCUAGAGCUUCUCUCCUCCGUCGAAGAGUGCAUCGAAAAGGCCACGGCCAAGUUCAUCGCCGAGGGCAACUCGGUCUCCGCCAUCCGCGGCGUCGGCAUCACCAACCAGCGCGAGACCACCGUCCUCUGGGACGCCCGCACCGGCGAGCCCCUCCACAACGCCCUCGUCUGGCCCGACACCCGCACCACCCCGAUCGUCCGCGAGCUCCGCGCCCGCCCCGGCGCCGACCGGCUCCAGGACCUCUGCGGCCUGCCCCUCUCGACCUACCCGUCCAGCGUCAAGCUCCGCUGGCUCCUCGACAACGUCCCCGCCGUCCGCGAGGCCUACGACGGCGGCUACCUCGCCUUCGGCACCGUCGAUUCGUGGCUCAUCUACCGCCUCAACGGCGGCGCCUCCCUCGGCGACAAGGCCGUCCACGUCACCGACUCGACCAACGCCAGCCGCACAAUGUUCAUGAACCUCCGCACGCUGCAGUACGACGACGAGCUCCUCGCCUUCUUCGGCGUCGACCGGUCCAAGAUCCGCCUCCCCAAGAUCGUCCCUUCCUCCGACCCGACCGCCUUCGGCUCCCUCGCCCGCGGCGUCCUCAAGGGCGUCCCCAUUGCCGGCUGCCUCGGCGACCAGUCCUCCGCCCUCGUCGGCCAGUGCGGCUUCUCCCCCGGCCAGGCCAAGAACACCUACGGCACGGGCUGCUUCCUGCUGUACAACGUCGGCAACGAGCCCGUCAUCUCAAAGUCCGGGCUUCUGGCCACCGUCGCCUACGACUUUGGCAAGGGCCGCAAGCCCGUGUACGCGCUCGAGGGCAGCAUCGCGGUCGCGGGCUCUGGCGUUAAGUUCCUCGUCAAGAACCUCGGCUUCGUCGACGACUCGACGCGCAUCUCCGAGCUGGCCGAGACCGUCCCCGACAACGGCGGCGUCGUCUUCGUCACGGCCUUUAGCGGGUUGUUCGCGCCUUACUGGAUCGAUGACGCCAAGGGAACGCUGUUCGGCAUCACGGCGCACACCCAAAAGGGCCACAUUGCGCGCGCGACCCUCGAGGCGACGUGCUACCAGACGAAAGCCAUCCUCGACGCCAUGGCCAAGGACUCGGGCCACGCCCUCGAGUCCCUCGCCGUCGACGGCGGCCUCUCCAACUCGGACCUCUGCAUGCAGAGCCAGGCCGACAUCAGCGGCAUCCGCGUCGACCGCCCUGGCAUGCGCGAGACCACGGCCCUCGGCGCCGCCAUCGCCGCCGGCCUCGCCCUCGGCGUCUGGAACGAGCUCGCGGACCUCAAGCACGUCAACCAGAGCGGCCGCAAGAUCUUCACCCCGUCGCUCGAGAAGGAGAAGACGGACAAGAUGUUCAAGAAGUGGGAGCAGGCCGUUGAGAUGUCGAGGGGCUGGGUGCGCGAUACCCUGGAAUAG
This is a messenger RNA of Colletotrichum spaethianum, 1644 nucleotides long. RefSeq names its product putative glycine dehydrogenase (decarboxylating), mitochondrial. Bases 1 to 1644 code for a protein of 547 amino acids. NCBI's taxonomy places the organism in Eukaryota, Fungi, Ascomycota, Sordariomycetes, Glomerellales, Glomerellaceae. The transcript is spliced from 3 exons. The record is from RefSeq and is a predicted model, not a curated record. Gene Ontology annotation, biological process: triglyceride metabolic process; glycerol metabolic process; glycerol-3-phosphate biosynthetic process. Gene Ontology annotation, molecular function: glycerol kinase activity. Gene Ontology annotation, cellular component: mitochondrion.